Acromyrmex echinatior (Panamanian leafcutter ant) is the source of this 2317-nucleotide messenger RNA. RefSeq names its product GATOR complex protein Iml1 (gene Iml1). Gene Ontology annotation, molecular function: GTPase activator activity. Gene Ontology annotation, cellular component: GATOR1 complex; lysosomal membrane. Lineage: Eukaryota; Metazoa; Arthropoda; Insecta; Hymenoptera; Formicidae. Gene Ontology annotation, biological process: negative regulation of TORC1 signaling; cellular response to amino acid starvation; intracellular signal transduction. The record is from RefSeq and is a predicted model, not a curated record.
GCAAUAUAAAUAGUAAGGAAAUGUCUUUGCGGAAAAAAUUAAAUUAGCAAAUUCUUCUAUUCAUUAUUAUAUUUAUAUUUUAUUAUGUACGAAUGGUGUGUUACUUAAACUUUUGCUACAGAUCAGAAUGUCGGAUGAAGUAUGAAGCUUUUUAAGUUGAUAGUGCAUCAAAAGAAUUUUAGUGGAGAAGACUUGAUCAUCAAUCCGAAGGAUUAUCCCGGCAUAAAAACUGGCGAUGUCGUCGAAAUUUAUCAUCCCGAAGAUGAGUUUAGUCGUUUGUUGUUGCAAGUUACCUCCUUCAAGGAAGAUCUCCAGGGACGCGAAACUAUCAGCGUGGAAAAUAACGUAGCAUCGAUGUUCCAAUUGCGAACGUUUGCUGAUGUUUACAUGAAUAUAGUAAAUCCGGAUGAUGUAGCUCUAGAUUCUAUAGAGUUAACUUUUAAGGACCAGUAUAUGGGACGUAGUGAGAUGUGGCGUUUGAAAAAUAGCUUGGUCAACACUUGCGUAUAUAUUAAUAAGAAGAUAGAGUUUUGUGGUGGUAGUAUACGUUGUCAGGUAUAUGAAAUGUGGUCACAGGGUGAUCGUGUUGCUUGCGGUGUUAUAACUGAUGAUACUAAAGUAGUGUUUCGAUCUUCUACAAGUAUGGUGUACCUGUUUAUUCAAAUGAGUACUGAAAUGUGGGAUUUUGAUAUACAUGGAGAUCUUUACUUUGAAAAAGCGGUUAAUGGAUUCUUAGCAGAUUUAUUUCAGAAAUGGAAAAGGAAUGGUAGCAAUCAUGAGGUUACCAUAGUACUGUUCUCAAGAACUUUUUAUAAUGCAACCAGUUUGGAGGAAUUUCCGAAUUAUAUGAGAGAGUGUUUGCAACAUGAUUACAGAGGAAGAUUUUAUGAAGAUUUUUAUAGAGUUGCAGUACAAAAUGAAAGAUUUGAAGACUGGAGUAAUAUCUUAGUACAGUUACGUAAACUGUUCACUGAUUAUCAAAAAAUUGUUUUGGAAUAUCACCAAAAACCAGGUAUUAAUAUGCCUAAGGCAGUAAAUUCUACUGCUGCACAGGGCAAUUUUCUGGAAGUGUUAAAUAUGUCUCUGAAUGUUUUUGAGAAACACUACUUGGAUCGUAGUUUUGACAGGACUGGUCAGUUAUCUGUAGUCAUUACACCUGGAGUUGGAGUCUUUGAAGUUGAUAGAGAGCUGACAAAUGUGACAAAGCAAAGAAUCAUUGAUAACGGUGUAGGAAGUGAUUUAGUAUGUGUUGGGGAACAACCACUUCAUGCAGUUCCAUUAUUAAAAUUUCAUAAUAAAGACUCUUCUAUAAAUGCACCAGAUGAUUAUAGCAUGCCUCAUUGGAUAAAUCUUAGUUUCUAUUCCACAAAUAAAAAGAUUCCUUAUUCCACAUUUAUACCACGAAUAAAAUUGCCGCAAAAAAUAUCGAAACAUCUGACAGAUAAUGACAAAUUACAUUGCAAAACCAGACUUCUACAGGAAGAUCCAAGAGAAUGUCUGCAUAAUACAUUAUUCGAUUAUGAUGCUUAUGAUGCACAAGUGUUUCAAUUACCCACAGUUCAUACUUCAAGUGUACAAAGGUUAAAUACAAGAAGGAAAAAGACAAGCGUAGUGUGUCUUGAAACUCAUAAUAAUGGCUAUUUAUUAAAGCUCUUGAAACGUAAAAUGUCGGAUCCUGAUAUACAUCAUCCACCACCUGAAACACAUUCACCACCAAUUCUUGCAUUACGAAGUGCAGCAAUAACGAUACCGCAUAAAACUGAUGACAGUAAUAUCGAAUCUAAUGAGGAUAGAACUGGUGUAUCCAAAACGCCAGUUAAAAACGAUUUAACUGACUCUGAAAUAUCUCCACCUUUUAGACCUGUUGUUGGUAGUGCUGGUAGCCCGACAAACUCAAUUUCUCAGCCAACGAAUAUACUUAGGCCUGGUAGAGCAUUAAUCAAUCCUUUUGAUCCAUCACAUGUUACCAUUAAACUUACCAGCAACAGACGACGGUGGACUCAUAUAUUUCCGAAAGGGCCUACAGGAGUUCUAAUACAGCAACAUCAUUAUCAAGCUGUUCCAAUGCAAUCACAUUUAGAGUCACAAAGUGAGGCUAUAUCAUCGAUCAAAAGCGGAUCUUCGAUGGAAGCUGGAGCGAAUAAUUCACAUCAGAUUUCAAGAUCAGCAUCUCAAACAGGAUUUCAAGAUUACACAAAAGGAAAGUCAUCGCGACCUAAUCCCCCUACAGUUGCUAAUGGGGAUAAAGCUGCGAAUCCUUCAUCUAUCCCGUGGGGUACUGCUGUGGACCAGCAAUGGACUCCUGCUCUAACAACAG